Glarea lozoyensis ATCC 20868 is the source of this 2124-nucleotide messenger RNA. Its product is annotated as RING/U-box. Gene Ontology annotation, cellular component: nucleus. The transcript has 2 exons. NCBI's taxonomy places the organism in Eukaryota, Fungi, Ascomycota, Leotiomycetes, Helotiales, Helotiaceae. Gene Ontology annotation, molecular function: ubiquitin protein ligase activity; zinc ion binding. The coding region runs from base 1 to 2124 and encodes 707 amino acids. Gene Ontology annotation, biological process: protein ubiquitination; ubiquitin-dependent protein catabolic process. The record is from RefSeq and is a predicted model, not a curated record.
AUGACAUCUCUCGUGUCAGACUUCAUUAUCAAUCCUGUCUUGCGAACCGCUCGCCGUUUCUCUCGAUCUGGCACUCCUGGUGACGGUCCUCCGAACAGCAAUCGACACGAUGCGGCGGUUGAGGGUAUAGCAGAGCAGUUGGAAGGAUUGGAGGGCCCAGCGACCAGAAGUAUCAGGACCGAGAGCAUUCUCAGCGAUGAGGUUCUAACAUCGUCGCCUAUCGAGACCGGUCAUGGUCUGGACGCUGAGUUGGAGGCUCUAGAGGUGGGCCGACCCCCAAGUGCGCCCGCAGCCUUUGGCCAUGUACCGAUGAACCUUGGUUCAUUUCGCCCGCACUCAACACAGGUCGACGAUGAUGUUUCCGAUAAUCCUUCUUUUGGGAUACCCGAUCGGUUUCGCACAGCUUCGAUAGCUGGCACGGCGCAUUCAGGGCAGAGUAUGGAGAACUUAGGAAUGAGUCCCGCCGAGGGGCGUUCGCGGAGCAAUACUCAGGAUCGGACAAGAUCGGGGUCGGGUACCCAUCAUAGGCAUAUUUCUCUACCGGCGGACGACGGCAUGGGCCCUUUGCGGCAGCAGAUAAGAAACAUACAAGCUAUGGAGGUUACGGGGCAAGAAAAGGCACGUUUGAUGCACCAGUUGAUCACUCGAGGAUAUAAUCAGGCACAAACGGUUCAUACAAAGCCGCAGAUAGCAGUGCCUACACCGGGGGAUAUGGUUAGUCAAGAACGACCCACGACUCCCGAGUCUUUGGCAUCCUUUCUUUGGCAAAUGAAUGGCAUGUCGGAAAAUGCUUCCCCCAGCCAGCAACAUACAUUUCACCUUUCGCCGGACGACCUUAAACGUACAUACGCACCGCCGGAUCCUCCGGAAGUAGAUGAAGAUGGAGACGUGGUUAUUGUUGAAGAAACGGAACCACAACUGGGCUGUAAACAUUACAAGCGAAAUGUCAAAUUGCAAUGUUCGGCUUGCGCAAAAUGGUACACUUGCAGGUUGUGUCAUGACGAGGUAGAGGAUCAUAUUUUGGACCGAAAAGCGACAAAAAACAUGCUGUGUAUGCUGUGCGGGUGCGCUCAAGGGGCUAGUGAGUUCUGCUUUGAGUGUGGCGAGAGGACUGCGUGGUAUUACUGUGGUGUCUGCAAACUAUGGGACAACGAUUCAAAUAAGUGGAUAUAUCAUUGCAAUGACUGUGGAAUAUGCCGUAGGGGCCGGGGAUUGGGGAAGGACUUCUUUCAUUGCAAGACGUGUGGUGUUUGCAUGUCAAUGUCGGUGGAAAAGAAUCACAAGUGUAUUGAACGAGUUUCGGACUGCGACUGCCCUAUCUGCGGGGAAUACAUGUUUACCUCCCCACAUCCGGUGGUGUUCAUGUUAUGCGGACAUAGCAUACACAAGAGGUGUUAUGACGAGCACAUGAAUACAUCAUACAAAUGUCCAAUAUGUAGCAAAAGUACGGUCAAUAUGGAGACGCAAUUCCGGAACCUGGAUCGAGCAAUUGAUGGCCAACCAAUGCCUCCUCAAUUCCGAGAUACCAAAGCCAUGGUAUCAUGCAAUGACUGCUAUGCCAAAAGUGCUGUCAAGUACCACUGGCUGGGUCUGAAAUGUGCAAUUUGCCACUCAUAUAAUACCGCACAACUUUCGAUCUUGAGCGAUCCUGCAGUUGAGGUCCCUCCCAUCGAAAGCGUCGAACCGGAGGUAGAACCGAUGAAUAUUCCCGGUGGAGAUAUGGCUGCAUCUGGAUUACUUACCGUGGGCGUACCGCGUAAUAGAAGGCAUUCUUCACACUCAGGGCCGCAAGUCUCGGCAAGUGGUUCACGUCGCUUCUCUCCUUACCCAUUACCUGGCCGGAUUGGCAGAUCGGUAUCUCCCGUACGAGGUAUAGGUUUCUUCUUCGAACCUCCUCGCCCGAAUCCGACAGUCGAAACGGACGACUCGUUAGAUGACGAAGACGAACUUGACUUCUGGGGUCGAGACGGCCCGCGAAGUGUGGCUUCGGGAGAGCUGGCAGAUAUGGUGGAAGCGGACGAAGAUCUUGAAGAGGAGUCAUCAGAUGACGACUCCGCGAUGGAUGAUUGCGAGGAUGAGGGUGAAGAGGAAGAAGAUCGAUUUGCUUUAUUCGGUCAUCGCUAA